GUUUACAUGUGUUUGUGAUUAUUAUCUUUGGUGCGAGUGGCCGUAGUUACAAUGAAUGAGUUAUUUCUGUAAUUUACGAUAUCUGUCAAAAAGCUGCAGUAGCUGAUGGAUGUAUUGUAGGUCAGUUGCCACAGUCUUUACUUGCCUUCAGAUGUAUGCUAUUUGCGUGGAGUUUGUGUUUACUUAACCUAUGCGAGUGAUACCGGGGUCCCGUACUUUUCUGAAUGUCUAUGUUCGCGUUGGGAGUUUUAUGUUCCAAAUGAAUUCAUCCUUCUGUACGGAAAAAAUAAGUGUUCUUCGCACGAGUAGCAGAACAUUUUUGCAGUUUCAGACUUGUAUUAUGAUCACCCUCACACGAAAGCUGAAGAAAGAAACUGAUGCUCCUCCGAACACGCCGACCGAUGCAAAUAAACGCGUUUCUGUGAGGGACAAGCUUCUGGUGAAAGAGGUUCAAGAAAUGGAGCAAACUUUGCCUGUCACUUGCAAGGUCCACUUUGACAAUCCAGAUAUUCUGUAUGAUUUUACUUUAACGGUAAUGCCAGAUGAAGGAUACUGGAUGGGUGGUCGUUUCGUGUUCCACAUUCAUGUUACUGAAGAGUAUAACAUGGCUCCUCCAUCAGUAAAAUGUCUAACAAAGCUAUGGCAUCCAAAUAUCAGCGAGGAUGGUGACAUCUGUCUUAGUUUAUUAAGACAAAAUUCUAUAGAUGGGAUGGGCUGGGCACCAACACGAAAACUGAAGGAUGUGAUAUGGGGAUUAAAUUCUCUCUUUACGGAUCUUCUGAAUUUUGAUGAUCCACUCAACAUAGAGGCAGCAGAGCUUUACACUAGGGACAAGGAUGCAUUUCGAAGCAAAGUUCGUGAAUAUGUAAAUAAAUUUGCAAAGAGAUGACUACAUCAUGUUAUGUUAAGUGCAGCAUUUAUUUUUGUUGAAAGCAAAGUUUUGCUGUUCUGACAUAUCUAACUCCUUCUGAAGUAUUAAGGAAUUAAAAAAAAAGAAAAAAAAAACUUGUGCUGUAUUAAGAAUGUGUGCUAUUUCUGUAAUGAAAUGUGUUGUGUUAGUAUUAUUUAUAGCAACAAAUGAAAAACCUGUGGCAUAAAGAGAGGAUGUUUGCUUCACUGUAUACCAUGUUUCUAAGUGUAAAAAAAUUAAACACUGGAUGGGAAUAAUUGAUAAUCAAGAGGUGUCACUGGUGCUAUACAUCUUCCUGAUAGGGGUGCUAAAACUUAAAAAAAAGCAUUUCUGGAAAGUGCUUCAUUAGUGAGUCUUUUCUCCCCCAGGAACACUGGAGCUUUUGGCUCGUAUAACUUUGACCCAUUGGCCAAUAUUUAUUUAUAGUUUGCUGAAGCCAAUCCUGCAUGAAGCUGAACUAUUCAAAUAAUUGAAAAUGGCAAAAAUAAUAUAUACCAAGUUUCACGGUUCAUUGAAGAGGGAGAUCUCCGAUUUGCACCGUUCAAAAUUUCAACAUUCAGGAUCAAUACCCCUUCCACCAGCCAGUGUUCUGACUGAGAUCAAACCAAUCAGAUUCUUUCUCUGUUUUCCCGCAGUCCAUGAUUCACUAUCAUGCAGUGCUGUGCUUCAUACAUACAUUCUCACAAUUUUCUUCCUCUAAAUUAAGAUUGUGUCUUACAUUAGCAGAUUUCUUUUGGCCAGGAGUGACCUUUUUGCCUUAGCUAAUCAGAUUUUUAAGUUCUCAUUGUUUCCAAGGCAGCAGAAUUACUUGACUUCCGCUACUCCUAAUUACUUUCAUCUUUAUUAAAUUUACUACAAUUUUUCCUCAUGUUCACCACGGGUAGCAAUAUCCUUUCUCUCUUAAUUUUAAUCAUGCUCCUGAACCUUUUAUUAUAGUCAUUGCUUGAUGUAUAGAUUAAGCAGUAGGGGCAAAAAAUAUCACUACCUUACAGCCUUUAUGUAUUUCUCUAUAGCUUCACAUUGUUCAUUCCCCUCUCUCCUAGAAAUCCUGUGAACAUAUUUUACUCCCAUUGUCAAGUGCAACACCAUACCUGCCUCUCUGAUGGCUGUACCUUAACUAAACUUAAUCUGAUCACAGAUCCUAAAUUUUCAUUACAAUAUUGUAGUAUCUGAUGCUGCCUGUAGUAAGGUAAUGAGUUAGUCUGUUAUUUUUAGCAAAAGUGUUAUCACAAUAUGCAAUUGAAAUUUAAUAUACCUUCCAUCAAAUUUGGGCGAAUGUCUGGCAUACAGCUUAAUAUAGUAGUUUUUAGACAAA
This is a messenger RNA of Schistocerca americana (American grasshopper), 2225 nucleotides long. Its product is annotated as NEDD8-conjugating enzyme UBE2F-like. The coding region runs from base 191 to 889 and encodes 232 amino acids. The transcript is spliced from 4 exons. The record is from RefSeq and is a predicted model, not a curated record. Lineage: Eukaryota; Metazoa; Arthropoda; Insecta; Orthoptera; Acrididae.